UAUAGCGACACGUGGGCUGCAGAAGAUGGCACAUGAAGGGUUUGAAUGAACGCGAAACUCAAGGACAGAACAAUGUUUGAUCCGGGGCGGGUCUUAGUGUUCAGUGAACUCACCUGCUGGACGUCACAAAAGCAAAGUGCCAAAGAGGAAGCAGCAGCCGAAGAGUCGAAAGCUGUGACAGCAGGUGUGAAAUGGCAACCAUUCGUCGACAGUUUCCCUACACGCCAAAAGCCCCUGUCAGACAGGGAGUGUACAGCCAGUCGGUGGUUGUGGACAGAACGAUGUACAUUUCUGGUCAGCUGGGGCUGGACGUGGCCUCUGGUCAGCUGGUGGAUGGAGGAGUGCAGGCCCAGGCCAAACAGGCUCUCAUCAAUAUGGGGGAGAUCCUUAAAGCUGCUGGCUGCGACUACACCAAUGUGGUGAAGACGACGGUGCUACUCGCCGAUAUAAACGACUUCAACAGUGUCAACGAGGUGUACAAAACAUUUUUCAGCAGUAACUUUCCUGCCAGAGCUGCCUACCAAGUCGCCGCUCUGCCGAGAGGUGGACUGGUGGAAAUUGAGGCUAUUGCUGUUCUCGGUCCUCUCUCAGACUCCUGACUAGCCGGCCACGUUCCAAACAAGUUGUAACCACCAAGUGACCUUAUAGCUGUGCAGCAGAAGCCUGUUGCAUUUCCAGAUGACACAUGAAAGACCAAACCAGGAUUAUGUUCUUUUUCCGUAGUCAGGUUUUAGCAUAGUUUCUUCUCUGGCUGCUGUAGCUGGAUGAACGGUUUUCAGUAUUAUAAGAACAGAGCAGCACUUAAUUCACCAGUAUUUGGUUUGUGGCUAAUAUUCAUUUCACACCUGACACAUUUCAAGCAAGACAUCAUGUAAAGUGGGAUUGUUUCUGUAUAACCAGUCCAGACCAGUAACAUUCUCUGGUCACAGUGGCCCCAUUCAGGGUCAACUUCCUCUUAUCUUCUGUUUGGUUGCAGAGAAUUGUUUUAACAGUGCAGCUCUCACUAAUAAAAAAUUU
Messenger RNA from Chelmon rostratus (copperband butterflyfish), 1017 nucleotides. It is a transcript of the gene rida, whose product is annotated as reactive intermediate imine deaminase A homolog. Gene Ontology annotation, molecular function: deaminase activity. The record is from RefSeq and is a predicted model, not a curated record. The transcript has 6 exons. Bases 192 to 599 code for a protein of 135 amino acids. Gene Ontology annotation, cellular component: cytosol. Lineage: Eukaryota; Metazoa; Chordata; Actinopteri; Chaetodontiformes; Chaetodontidae.